Messenger RNA from Clavispora lusitaniae ATCC 42720, 1026 nucleotides. It is a transcript of the gene MET2, whose product is annotated as homoserine O-acetyltransferase. Gene Ontology annotation, biological process: L-homoserine metabolic process. Gene Ontology annotation, molecular function: homoserine O-acetyltransferase activity. NCBI's taxonomy places the organism in Eukaryota, Fungi, Ascomycota, Pichiomycetes, Serinales, Metschnikowiaceae. The record is from RefSeq and is a predicted model, not a curated record.
AUGUUCCCUCUCGUCACAGUGAAGGACGAUGUUGGCGUUCAGAAGCUAAUCUUGGACUCAUUGGGUGUGAAAAGUAUAGCAUGUGUUGUUGGUGGAUCUAUGGGUGGUAUGGCUGCACUAGAGUAUUCUUCCAUCUACAACAAUACGGGAUAUGUGAAAUCCAUUAUUGCCUUGGCAACAGCUGCGCGUGCUAGUGCAUGGUGCAUCUCAUGGAAUGAGACCCAACGCCAAUGCAUUUUCAGCGAUCCCAACUAUGAUGACGGUUAUUAUUAUGAAACCCCUAAUCUUAGUCCAAAUGGCGGACUAAGUGCUGCACGUAUGGCGGCGUUGCUUACGUAUCGGUCCAGGAACUCUUUUGAAGCUCGUUUUGGUCGUAAGUUACCUGCGCAAACAAAACGGGGAGUCCAAGAGGAGAACGUGAGAUUGCCCAAGAACAAAGAAGAGGAGAGGUGGCUCACACAUAACGAAGGAUCUAGAUCUUCUCGAGCAUCGUCCAGUACGUCUCUCGCGAAUGCAACCGAUAAGCCACAAACUUAUUUUACUGCUCAAUCUUACUUGAGAUACCAAGGCGAUAAGUUUGUGGCCCGUUUCGAUGCAAACUGUUAUAUCUCCAUCAGUAGAAAGCUCGAUACGCAUGAUAUCACUCGCGGAGCCAUUGACCCAGAUGAGUCCACCGAGGAUCCACUUCCAAAUUAUCUUCGCACAUUGAAGUUGCCUCACUUGAUUAUCGGAAUCACUUCCGACGGCUUGUUCACGUAUGGUGAACAACAACUUUUGGGGGAGUGUAUCCCGAACAACUCUUUAAAGAGGUUGGACUCACCCGAGGGCCACGACGCGUUCUUGUUGGAUUUCGAAAUUGUGGACCGCUAUUGCAGGGAGUUCUUGCACGAGCAAUUACCCGAGUUUUAUGACGAUAAAUCUGGAAAAGUGGAAGUCUUCAAAGAUUGGGAAAACCAUGUGGUUACAGUGGCCAAUGGUGGAGAAUCUGUAUUUGGCGAGGCAGAAAAGAACAUCACGAACUGGUGA